Plasmodium adleri (nom. inval.) is the source of this 699-nucleotide messenger RNA. RefSeq names its product conserved Plasmodium protein, unknown function. The transcript is spliced from 5 exons. The record is from RefSeq and is a predicted model, not a curated record. NCBI's taxonomy places the organism in Eukaryota, Apicomplexa, Aconoidasida, Haemosporida, Plasmodiidae. Bases 1 to 699 code for a protein of 232 amino acids.
AUGAAAUUAAAUGUUCAAGAAAAAAACAAAAUUUUGGAUAACCUAAAAAACCGCUUGUUUAAAAUAGAAAAGGUCAUAGGGGAUAUAAAGCUCUAUGAAAUUAAUGAGGAUGUAAAUGAUCCUUUAAUUGAUAAGGAUGAUAAAAAAGAAGUAGUAGAGGAACAUCAAAAUUGUUAUGAUGAAAUUAAAGAAUAUAUAGAAAAUAUCAACAUCGAUAAUCUUUAUAAAAAAAAAGAUGAAUUAAUAGAAAUCAUAAAAAAACAUAAACACACAAAUAGUAUAGCUAUUCAUGUGUGUACUAUUAAAUUAAUCCUACAACAAAUAUCCAAGGAUUUUUUAAACGACAUAUAUAAUCAAUAUAAUGAAUUUUAUAUAUACAUUCAUAGCAAUAACAUUCUAGAUGUAUAUAAUACUUUUGAAUAUAAAAGAAAUAUAAUUUUAUCUCAUAUCGAUUUUAUGAAAAGCUAUAGUUAUCAAAUAAAGGAAAUUAUGAAAUUAAAGGAUAACAUAAAUAGCUACAAUAUGUCAGAAACUGAAUUAUACUUAGAACGAUUAAAUAAAAUUGAAAUAAAAAAUCAAUUGCUCUUCUCAAAAGUUUCCUCUAUUAAUACUUCUCUCGAACAAUUAGCUUAUAAAUAUGGACUACUUAUGAAGAUUGCUUCUCUGAUUAUUUUAAAAAAUAAAACCAAAAGUUUAUAA